CCCGCCGCGCGGCCCCGGACGCGGUCUCACACCCCCGGUGCGGUAGCUGGCACUCGGCUCGGCCCUGCACCGAACCAGGGACUCGGAUCUGGGCUUCUCUGGGCCACCGCCGCCUGCGAAUCUGCUGGCAGGAUGUAGACACUCCUGAGUUAGAAUGGAAACAUUUCUGGAGAUGCAGCCACAGAGCCCCCAAGUAAUUGUCAAGCAAUUGAUAAAGGGCUGUGACGUGGUAAUAAGAGGGAAGAAGGAGGCUAAGGCAUCCAGCACCCCCCCGUCCUCCGGCUCCUGGUCCCCAAGAAGGUCUCGCGGGGGCAGGGGUGGGGGAUAGAUCGUGAUGCCCACAGUCUCCCUCGGCUUUCCGGGAGGAGAGGCAGGGACGUUGGCUGAGAGGCAGUUGCCGUGUUCUUGGAAGGUACCUUCCACUGAAGGAUGCAGCUGUCUGGCUGUCCGACUGGCUGCAGUGUCUACACGUUUUGUCCCUGGAAUUGCUGGCUAUGUGGUUAACAGUUCGGGGGUGUUUUAUAACCCUGCUUCCGAGCCACAGGCCAGGAGGCUUGGCAGGCAAGGAACUUAAGUUUGCAAACAUACCUCAGUUUAUCAUCCUGAGUCCUGCACAGACUGGCUUUGUAUCUGGUACCAGGAGUGUUUGCCUUUUUUUUUUUUUUUUGCCAGCACAGAGUCUCCUUUGGGGUGGCACUGGAUAGCCCCUUAUUUCAGCUGCUCACGACACAUCUUUGCCUCAUUUUUCUAAAACAUGAUCUCUAGCCUGGUCUCAGCUCCGAGGCAAGGACAUAACCGUUAAGAACGAUAAUACCCUAGGAAAUUCUGCCACCAUUUGAGUGAUUAAUGAAACAGUAAGUAAAACUUCCAUGUAUUUUCUAGCACCUGCAAACAUUCCUAAACCUUUCAGCCAAAAUAUGUACAGGUGAAUGUUGCAGACAAAGCAAAGACAUCAGGACAUUAAAAAUGAAUCAAGGUUAAAGGUGAUGUCCUCCUUUUUAAAGCAUAUUGUUGUAUUCCAAGUACAUAUUCUGUAGAAGCCACCUGGAAGAUCUGGGCAACCUAACCAUUCUCUGCUCUCUAGAAUUUCAAUACCAAGGGUGCCUUUCUCUCACCCUCCAAAUCAACAUGUGGUAAAUAAUUAUUCGAAGCGCCUGACAGUGGGGGCGUGGCAGCCGCGGUGAGGAUGAAGAGAUAGGAAGAGUAAACCUAAUACCAUAAAUUGCAUAUUAACAGAUCUUUGUAUCAUCACAAAUAGUUACUUUUUCCACGUGCCCUGGAAGUUUCAGCAAGCACCUAAAGAAUAUUUUUAAGAACCCUAGUUGCUCUAUUUAAAAAAAUGGGUUCUUUUAAGAUAAUUUCUCUUAGCCUUUCAGCUACAUAGCUGGUGCAUUAGUAUAACAAUAACUUAAGAGGUUUUAAAAUUAAAUGCCAGAAGAAAGGAAGAGGAGGAAAGCAAAACAAAACAAACUAAAACAAAAAAACACACAAAAAAACAAAUCCGUGUCUAAUGAGGAUAAAAGUAGGAUGUUAUCAGCUGUUUGAUAUACAGCUGAUAAAAAUUAUCUCCAGCUAAGCAUCCUUGAGGUCUGAUUACAGAAGUGCCCCUACCCACCCACACACCUAAAAUUUAUUUAAGAGAUCAGCCUAGGUUCUUCCUGGCGCUUAGGAAGAAGGCUGGUAUGGCUGGGUCCCUUGCCAGUUCUUCCAAGCCAUGGCGCUUCCCAGCAAGUUUUUUUUGUGGUUUGGCUGCUUUUCCUGGCUGUGUGUUCCUAGGAGCCUUGCUUCUCUAGCUUCCAGGGGAGGAGCUCAGAUGGCAGCCAGUGCUGAACUGGAACCGGAGGCUGAGCCCUGGUCCUGGCUGCAGCCUCCAGAUGGGAGAGACAGAUCUGGCCUCCUUCCCCCGCUCUUCAAGGUCCUGUGUGAUGGGCAAGGGGGGCUCCCUAGGCUGCAGCCGGACUCCAGGGCUUUGCGCUACAUGAAGAGGCUCUAUAAGGCAUAUGCCACCAAGGAGGGGAUCCCCAAAUCCAACAGAAGUCACCUCUACAACACUGUGCGGCUCUUCACCCCUCACAUCCAGCACAAGGAGCAGGCUUCUGUGGACCAGGUGACAGGACCCGUGCCAUCUGUGGACCUGCUGUUUAACCUGGACCGGGUUACCGCUGUGGAGCACCUCCUCAAGUCAGUGUUGCUGUAUACUUUCAACACCUCCGCCUCUUUCCCCUCUGCUGCUCAGUGUGUGUGCCACCUGGUGCUGAGAGAGCCAGAGUCCAGUGCCAGCAAGACUCCCCCCCGAGCUCCGCGCUCCGGCACCUUUACGGCCCCGUUUGAAUUAAAAAAGAAAUACAAAUGGGUUGAGGUCGAUGUGACUGCCCUGCUUCAGCCUCUCGUGGCCUCCGACAAGAGAAGUGUCCACGUGUCGGUGGCUUUUACGUGCGUGAAAGACAAGCUGCAGCGCCCGUCUGUGCAGGACAGUCCCUUCAACCUGGUACGCCCCUCCCUGCUGCUGUACCUGAAUGACACCAGUGCCCAGGCUCAUCACAGGUGGUACUCGCUCCACUACAAAAGGAGCCCUUCCCAGGUUCCCGACCAGCGAGGCCUGCCUGCCUGUCCUGUAGGGGAAGAGGCUGCUCAGCGAGUAAGAUCGCCCCGUCACCGGAGAGGCCGGGAAACGGUCACCUCGGCACUGAAGAAGCCUCUGGUUCCAGCUUCUCUAAAUCUGAGUGAAUACUUCAAACAGUUCCUGUUCCCCCAGAACGAGUGUGAGCUCCAUGACUUCAGACUUAGCUUUAGCCAGCUGAAGUGGGACAACUGGAUCGUGGCCCCGCACAGGUACAACCCCCGGUACUGCAAGGGGGAGUGCCCGCGGGCGGUGGGGCACCGGUACGGCUCUCCGGUGCACACCAUGGUGCAGAACAUCAUCUACGAGAAGCAGCUGGACUCCUCCGUGCCCAGACCGUCGUGCGUGCCUGCCAAGUACAGCCCUCUGAGUGUGCUGACCAUUGAGCCCGAUGGCUCCAUAGCUUACAAAGAAUAUGAAGACAUGAUAGCCACAAAGUGCACCUGUCGUUAACAGAUGGUCUUCCACACGAAAGCCUUGAGCCUCUUUGGCCAAGUCAAUGCCCUGCGCCUACCUGUGUCGUCAGGUGUCAGAUCUCACAAUUCAAUGCGGUGUGUCUUGUAUAAGGAGGAGUCUGUGUAGGUUAGCAUAUUCGGUGGCAUCUGUCAAUGUAAAGGGACAUCUGCCUUUUUUUAUUUACAAAUGUAAAUGAGUGUACUUAUUUUGGUGGGCUUUCCAUUUUUCCCCCCCCUAAGCAGUUCUUUUUUCUUUUCAUAAAUCUUUUUUUCUUUUUUCUUUUUCUUAUUUUGGUGUUAAAAACUUAAUGAGCAUUAAUCUUGAAUGGAAUUGCAGCUCUAAGUAGACAAUUCAGAGUGUUGUAUUAGUUCAUGGAAGAAUAAAUUCCUGUCGGUGGCA
Molecule: messenger RNA, 3475 nt
Organism: Pipistrellus kuhlii (Kuhl's pipistrelle)
Lineage: Eukaryota; Metazoa; Chordata; Mammalia; Chiroptera; Vespertilionidae
Gene: GDF9
Product: growth differentiation factor 9
Exons: 2
Coding region: 1715-3073 (452 amino acids)
Biological process (GO): BMP signaling pathway; SMAD protein signal transduction
Cellular component (GO): extracellular region
Molecular function (GO): cytokine activity; growth factor activity
Source: RefSeq, a predicted model, not a curated record